This is a messenger RNA of Lutzomyia longipalpis, 1383 nucleotides long. It is a transcript of the gene ppk9, whose product is annotated as pickpocket protein 11. The transcript has 7 exons. Gene Ontology annotation, molecular function: ligand-gated sodium channel activity. The coding region runs from base 1 to 1383 and encodes 460 amino acids. NCBI's taxonomy places the organism in Eukaryota, Metazoa, Arthropoda, Insecta, Diptera, Psychodidae. The record is from RefSeq and is a predicted model, not a curated record. Gene Ontology annotation, biological process: sodium ion transmembrane transport. Gene Ontology annotation, cellular component: membrane.
AUGACGAUGGGAUUUUUUCACAAAUUCCGAUACUUCUUUGUGAAUUUCCUGAGGGAGACAUCAAUUCACGGCUUCGUGCACAUCGUCUCAAUUGGUGUUCAUCUAAUUGAACGAACAAUGUGGUUUUCUUUUGUGGCUUUGGCAUUCUAUGGCACAGCAUCAUUGAGUCAGAGAAUCUGGCAGCGUUAUCAGGAGUCCCCAACGGUGAUCUCCAUUGAUAGAAAUAUGUUUUUCUGGAAUACAACAUUUCCCGCUGUAACUGUAUGCCCCCAUCGCCAUAUUGAUGACGACAAGCUUACAAACUACCUCAACAGUAAUCCCGCGAAAUUCCCAACGCAGGACGACAGGGAGGAAUUUACGGAGUUUAUCAGUAAAUUAUCAGGCGCAACGUUUGAGAACUUUGACGAAGUUCCAAUGAAUAGAACAUUUGGUAUUCCCAGCAGUGACUACAUGGAGCUGAUUUGGAAUCUCUCAUGGCCAUUUAGUCCGGAAGUCAGCAGUGGACUGACUAAUAAACUAACACUCGUGGAAACUAUCACAGAACUAGGAAUUUGCUAUGCCAUAAAUUCCCACAUAGCAGCCUACAAUUCAUUCCAGUACAGGAAAGCAAAUAGUUGGCAUCUCAUCCCGUCCAGCAGUACGGUCACGGUUCAUCCGUUGGAUGGCGAAAUUUAUGCACAAAUAAUCAACUUGUCAACGGCAUACGAGGUUUAUUUCCACGCGGCUCUGGAUAUUCCGGACAUCUCUAAGAGGCGCUACUCAUUCGACGACACCGGUUAUGCUACAGUUGAGCUGACAGCGCUUGAAAUUCGUACUACAACAGAUGCACGAGGGCUUUCUGUUUCCCAGAGACGCUGCCGCUUUACCGAUGAGGCGGGAAACAUGGAGUUCAGCCCUGUGUACAGCUUCAAUCUCUGUCGCGUGGAAUGUCGCAUCCGAAUUGCAUUGGAUGUGUGCCAGUGCAUCCCUCAUUUCUAUCGUAGCCGCACAAGGAGUGGCCACCAAUAUCCUGUGUGCGACUUCGAUGGGAUGAAGUGCUUAGCAGGAAUUAAGGAUGAAAUCAUUGCGCUGCAUUCCGAUAGAAUGAAAAUCAAAUGCAAAUGCGAGGAGAAUUGCGAUAAUUCCAACUUUUUAGUCCAAUCCUAUAAAUCCCGGGUGUGGUUUUUGGGUGCCAAUCUCCAGUGGGGCAUCAGUGAUUAUCCCAAAAUGCAGCUCAUCCGCGACGUCCUGUUUCGCUUCACGGAUUUACUCGUCUACAUUGGUGGAACUGCUGGCUUAUUCCUGGGAUGUAGUCUACUUAGCUUCACGGAAUUCAUCUAUUUCUUCUCCUGGCGCCUCCUGAAAUUCCUCAUGGCACGCAAUUGGAUGGAUUUUCGCCUCUAA